Darwinula stevensoni is the source of this 812-nucleotide messenger RNA. NCBI's taxonomy places the organism in Eukaryota, Metazoa, Arthropoda, Ostracoda, Podocopida, Darwinulidae. The record is from the annotation of a GenBank genome assembly.
AUGCGCGCGGAAUCGAAUACGCACGAACGAGCGAACGAGCGCCGAGUCGAAUAUGCCCUCCGGGCCCAUCCCCGAGUGAAAGACCCGAGCGACGGACGCAUCGCGAUCCUGCUGGGCGUCCUUUGCCUCUCUCUAGUCAGUGCCGACAUCAAGUUCCAGUCGACGGUCGAGGAAGACGCCAAGAACUUUUGUGGGGGCUCAUUGAAAGGCGGGGCAACGCACGCCGUCGUGACCAUCACGUGCGAGAGCGCCUCGGCUAACAAGGACAAUGAAAAUAAGACUAAGGACGGGUGCUUAGCUCAAGCAGGAGGGAAAAUCCCCAUCAAAAUCUCCUUCACUCCAGAAUUCGACAGCAAGAAGGUGCGCCAGCGGGCAGUGGCCCCGGUGUUCGGCGGCCUGAGCCGACUGCCCGGUCUCAAGGAGGUCAUCUGCGACGAGAGCGUCGGGAAGCUCUGCUCCACCAAGGGGAAGCGGCAGACGCUCAAGACGGAUCUCAAGAUCCCUCCGCUCAUCCCCACCACGGUGGACACGACAGCGCGAUACGAGCUGUACAACGAGAGGGACGAGAUGUUGGUCUGCUUCGCCAUUCCCAUCAAAAUCCCGCCGGGUUUCGGACGAUAAGCCGCGAAACAUUUAUAAAAUUGCCCUCAACAUUUAUCGACAUUUAUAGCAGCCCAGCUGCCGGGAAUAAAUGCGACUUUGUUUUUACUGCUUUACGUCCAAUGGGAAAUUUGGGAAAGUGUUUGUUUUUAUGACUUCUGAAAUUUAUGCAUUUGGGUGUGGGUAGAUAUAAAAUAAAGACGAUAUCCUUA